Trichoderma atroviride IMI 206040 is the source of this 1706-nucleotide messenger RNA. NCBI's taxonomy places the organism in Eukaryota, Fungi, Ascomycota, Sordariomycetes, Hypocreales, Hypocreaceae. The record is from RefSeq and is a predicted model, not a curated record.
UCAGCGUCCAGUCAUCUAUAUAAUCCUCCGUCAUCUAUAGAACACUUUGAUACCCCGCCACUCCAAGGACAAGAAUAACAAGAAGAGCAUCAACAACAGAUCAAAAGAAUAACAUACAAUCCUCACAACUCUCAACAACACCCCAAACACCACAACAAUGGCCGUCAUCUCCACAGUCCCCCGCGGCGACGUCACCGCAAACCUCAACUUCUUCACAGCCCCCGCCGACGGCGCAGUCCCCUUCAACCUCGUCGGCGACGGCCACAGCCCCGAGCUCGCCCGCCGCAACUACGGCGACGAUUUCCACGACGUCGUCAUCCACGACGUCCGCGGCCGCGAAUCCGACUUCAACGUCAACCGCGACGCCUUUGAGCUCGUCCAGGGCAUCCCCCCCUCCGCAGAAACGGAGUUUGUCGACGACGACUCCAUCAAGAACAAGUACUACCCAGAGGUCGAGCGCCUGCUGCUGGACAAGAUCCCCGGCGCCGACAAAAUCUACAUCUUUGACCACACCAUCCGCCGCUCGGAUCCCAACGCCAGCCGCGCGCCCGUCCUGCGCGUCCACAUUGACCAGACCGCCGCGUCGACCGAGAAGCGCGUGCGCCGCUACUUCCCCGACGAGGCCGACGAGCUGCUCAAGCGCCGCUACCGCAUCGUCAAUGUCUGGCGAAGCCUCAACAAGGGCCCCAUCGAGGCCUCUCCCCUGGCCCUCGCUGCUUCUGCUACUCUCGACGAAAAGGACGUCACGCCCAUCUCGCACCGCUACGCCGACGGCUACCACGGCGAGACCGCCGCCGUCAACUACAACCCGGACCAGAAGUUUUACUACUUCAGCGGCAUGACGCCCGACGAGCGGCUGCUGAUUGAGUGCUUCGACAGCGAUUCCCUCAAGGCGGGCUCCAAGACUGGGGGACGGACGCCGCACACGGCUUUUGUUGAUCCCAGGACGAGACCUGAUGCCGAGGGCCGGGAGAGCAUUGAGGUGCGAGCUUUGGUUUUCGGUAACUAAAGACAGUUUGGAUUUUGCUGGGAACUUUUUACCUUUGGGAUGCAUCAAUCGGCGCCUAUAUCUGCUUUUAAAUAGGGGGGUGUGCAAGAAUGUAACUCAACUUGCAUGGUAGAGCAUGUUGAAUGUUUUGACUGAUUGUUGGGGUGGUUUUGCUUUAGCUAGCGUUGAAAUAGGCUCGGAUGAGAUUUGUAUAAUGAACAAGAACAAUCAUUUCAAUUUUUUCAAUACACAUCUAUCUGUGUGUCUCCUGUAUUACUUGCCAUGUAAAGAGCAACAUGCUGCCAGCACUGAAGCAGCAGCAGUCCAACCAAAAGUGGUCCAAACCCAAAACACAGCUUGCAGAAAAUCAAAGCAACAGCAUCCUUACUCAAAGUCUCCGCCCCCCCUUUUUGUAGUCAUGCCCAGGCCCUUGUCCCAGCCUGAUCUAAUCAUCACUGUGAUAGCAGCAGCAAUCCAAUGCCUGCGCCAUCUCUCUACUACCGCCAUAAGGAGAUGCCACAAGGAGAGAACAAAAAAGAAAACGAAAAAGACGUAUAGAAUCGAACCACUGGCGUAUAUAAUUAGAAACCGCAGAAGGAAGACAAAAAUAGAAAAGUCCCGAUACCACCUCAUGGUUGAUAUCGAAAGUAGCUAGGAGAAUACCCAACCACCAAGUCCAAGUAAAAGAAACAACAUGGCGCGGUAACUAACAAAGGAG